Molecule: messenger RNA, 242 nt
Organism: Perkinsus marinus ATCC 50983
Lineage: Eukaryota; Perkinsozoa; Perkinsida; Perkinsidae
Exons: 1
Source: RefSeq, a predicted model, not a curated record
AUGCUCAAAUACUUAUUGAAGGUCAUUCAGCUCGCUGAGAAACGAAACGUUCAAGCAGCUGUGAUUUAUGACCAUAAAUACCGUGGUUCCUUAAUAGGAUACCACCAACAAGGUCACUCGAUUGCUGACGUUCUGGAGAAGGUUUUAGACCCAUCUAUGUACAUUUCUGCUCAGUUUGGUGGUUUGGAGGAUACUGAUCACGUCUUCGGUAACAACGAGAAUGAAGAAGCGAAGAAAGACUG